AUGAGAGCACCGACCAAGUUGUCGCUUUGCGCACUGUUCUGUCUGGCUACCGCCCUAGCCGUCAGCGCGGAAAUCUACUUCGAAGAGAACUUCCCCGACGAUUCGUUUGAGAGCGAAUGGACGUACUCUGAACAUCCCGGCAAAGAGUUCGGCAAGUUUGUUCACAGCUCUGGUGCUUUCUACAACGAUGCUGAGGCUGACAAGGGUAUACAGACGUCACAGGACGCUCGGUUCUAUGCCUUGUCCAAGAAAUUCGCGCCGUUCAGCAAUGAAGGCAAAGACCUCGUCAUCCAGUACACGGUCAAACACGAGCAGAAUAUUGAUUGCGGUGGUGGAUACGUUAAGCUGUUCAACUGUGAUUUGGAACCAAAGAAAAUGCACGGUGAAACUCCGUACGAAAUUAUGUUCGGACCUGAUAUUUGUGGACCUGGUACAAAGAAGGUGCAUGUUAUCUUCAGCUACAAUGGCAAAAACUUAUUGAUCAAUAAAGACAUUCGUUGUCGCGAUGAUGUCUACACUCAUGUGUACACACUUAUUGUAAAGUCUGAUAAUACUUAUGAGGUAUUAAUUGACAACGAAAAGGUCGAAUCUGGUGAAUUAGAAGCCGAUUGGGACUUUUUGCCACCUAAGAAAAUCAAGGAUCCAGAAGCUAAGAAACCUGAAGAUUGGGAUGAGAAGGCUACUAUUGAUGACCCUAAUGAUGAGAAACCAGAAGAUUGGGAUAAGCCAGAACACAUUCCUGACCCAGCUGCCACUAAACCAGAAGAUUGGGACGAUGAAAUGGACGGAGAAUGGGAACCAGCAAUGAUUGAUAAUCCAGAUUUCAAGGGUGAAUGGAAACCAAAACAAAUUGAUAAUCCAAAUUACAAGGGAGUAUGGGUACAUCCAGAAAUUGACAACCCAGAAUACAAACAAGAUGAUAAACUAUACGCAAGAAAAGAAAUUUGUGCUCUUGGUUUUGACUUGUGGCAAGUAAAAUCUGGUACCAUUUUCAACAAUGUUUUGAUCACAGACGACAUUGAAGUAGCUAAAGAAAAGGCAGAUGCCAUCUGGAAAUCAAGAUAUGAGGGCGAAAAGAAAAUGAAGGAAGCAAUGGAUGAAGAAGAAAGGAAGAAAGAAGAACAAGAAGCAAAGAAAUCGGAUGAUGCUGCCCAACCUGAUGAGGAGGAUGAAGAGGAAGAUGAAGACCUUGCAUCCAAAUCUGAAGAAGCCCACGAUGAAUUGUAA
Messenger RNA from Macrosiphum euphorbiae (potato aphid), 1227 nucleotides. The record is from the annotation of a GenBank genome assembly. Lineage: Eukaryota; Metazoa; Arthropoda; Insecta; Hemiptera; Aphididae.